Messenger RNA from Magallana angulata, 8300 nucleotides. RefSeq names its product zinc finger protein 628-like. Gene Ontology annotation, biological process: regulation of transcription by RNA polymerase II. Gene Ontology annotation, molecular function: RNA polymerase II cis-regulatory region sequence-specific DNA binding; DNA-binding transcription factor activity, RNA polymerase II-specific. The transcript has 7 exons. The record is from RefSeq and is a predicted model, not a curated record. The coding region runs from base 1790 to 3196 and encodes 468 amino acids. NCBI's taxonomy places the organism in Eukaryota, Metazoa, Mollusca, Bivalvia, Ostreida, Ostreidae.
UUUGUAAAGAAAUUUAUGUCAAAGCUGUAAAUAAAGCAUUAAAUAUUUGGAUUUAUAUAAUUUGUUGCUAUUAUUAUUAAAAUUAAUGGAAUUUAAAGUUCAGAUUUUCCCAGAAAAAAAGAUGGAGUCAGAGUUUUAAUGGUGUCUGAAAAACUAAGUAAUUUCGAAAUUAAAUUAUCCACAUUCCAAAUGAAUUAAGGCAAGAUGAGAUUAUUGGGUUUUUAUUCCUUUUUUAUAUAUGUUAUUGUGUUUGUUGGCCGGAACAAAUAACAUGCAAUUCAGCAAGGGGGAAUCAAAUUAAUGUAUCAACAUGAUCAUGGAUGGCAUUAAUUUCAUAGCCUUAUUAAACUAAAGUUGCCUCACAGCCCAGUUUUGCUUUGCUCUAUUGAUCUACCUCUGGGUGCUAGUUUCAUCUAUUUUUUAGCCAAGAAGGAUCAAAAUUGAUUUUUUUUUAUACACCGUAUAAUGUAUCACAGAUGAACACAGAUGUAUGCACUAGUAAUGAUUUUUUUUUGGUCUCAGGAUUAAUGUCUUUUGUGUUCAUUUUUGCCUUCCUUUGUUUUGUUGACUGGUCUAUCAUGUGCCUAUUUAAAUUUAAAAUGGAUAUGACAGUUGUUUGUGAGAUAAAGAAUUUUUUUUAUACCACAUUUCAAAUUAUCUGUGAGAUAAACUUUGUAAUGGAUCAUCAUGUAAUACUAUCUACCAUCUGUAAUUAAGUACCAAAAACAAAAAUUAAAAAAAAAAAAAUAGAAAAGAAGUUUAAAACUGAAAUUGAAAAGAAAUGGAGAUAGGUCUUUAAAACUGAAGUUGAGAAUUUUGGGUUUCUACUAAUAUCAUUUUUGUCCUUACAAAGUAAAGCAAGGGAAAUUGCCUAUGGUUAAGAAAUGCAGAUCCCAAACAAAAUAAUGUACUCAGUAUGUGAGUAUGUAGAAACAUGCUGUUUUCAUUUGAGCCCAGGAAGUCAUUCAACUUUUUCUGAUGUGACUCCUCCAAGCCACAGAGUUUCAGGAUGUGUGAACAUAAUAUAGUCUUUCCUGUAAAUCAUUGGAAAAUUGCCUUGACUUAUUUAUACACAUACUAAUACACAAGCAAACCCCAUUCCCCCUUAACACCCUUCCCCCCAAAAAAAACCAAAACAAAACAAAUAACCCCCCAAAACCCACCCACACUUUGAUGUUGAGCAUUGGCUGAUAGUUUUUUUUUUGCUUUUUUAAUCGUAAGGUGUUUUCUCUCACUAAGGUUAACAUUUUGUAAACAGGUUGUCUGAUGAAAGAGUUUCCCCUCAAGGGAGCCUCCCAUGAAAACUGAUUAUUCAACUCGGAGGGGUAAAUGACCAGAGAUAGUUUUUAGCUCUCUAGUCAUUUACUGUAAAACUUGAUGUUAAACAGCUGAAAUUGAUGAAUAGACUAUGUUGUGCAAGCAUACAAUAGACAAAACACACCUCCCAACGAAACUUACAGCAUGAAAUUAACACAUUCAUCAGGCAAAGUAUAAAGUUUUUGAAAUAAAAAAAAAGAAGACCACAAGUCAACGAAGAAAAAAAAAAGAAAAGAGAAAAGAAUAUAUAUUGAUACUAAUUGGUUAGUGUAUCCUUGCUUCUGGAAGGGGCUAUUGAUUUUUUUGCAGCAGUAGGUAUUGGUAAUGAUUGCGCAUGGACCUGUAGAGCAGUUUUUUUUUUGUCGCAGCCUGUGGAGAGCCAGAAUUUUUUUUUUUAUCUAUUGUGUGGUAUGGACUUGUAAUGGACACAAUAUCCUGUGAGGGCCAGAAGAGAAGUCAUUGAUAGACCGCCAUGGAUGAGGAUGGUGCAGACAAGCAAAACGGAAUUCGCCUCCCUGCCACAACAGGACCCCGCCCUUAUAAAUGUGAAGUUUGUCAGCGAUCGUUUAGGGAGGUAGCCACCCUGAGAAAACAUGAACAGCUGCACAGAGCCGAUCGUCCAUAUGUCUGCCAGACCUGUGGAAAGUCUUUCCUGUGGUCAUCAAAUCUCAAAGUUCACGAGAGGGUCCACACGGGGGAAAGACCCUACAAGUGUAAAAUCUGCCACAGGUGUUUUACUCAGUCCAAUGAUCUAAGACGACAUGAAAGAAAUGUCCACAUGCGGGGGAAGCUGGUCAACUAUAGGAACCCGGUCGCUCCUACGAGUCGUAACACGAGUCAGAUGAACCUGGCCACAUACCAGGCCUUUGCCAUGCAGCAGAGGGCGCUUCUACACCAUGCACUGACCUACGAAAGUCUGAUGCAGAGUGCAGUAGUCACACAAGCUAGGCUGCAGGCGGGUGGUUCCACUGCAUCUAUGCCCACAAUGAGCGCCCCCUCUGACAUCAGUGUGUCUACCUCCACUGAUUCACGGCACCGCCGCCCCACAGGCUCACCCGACUCCAUCAAACUGGAGCAGGUGACCCCACCUACCUCACCCAGCAGACAGGAGCGUUCUCUCUCCAACCCAGGCCUGCACAACUCCAUGGGGGCCAGCGACCAGCUCUACAUGGCCCCCAGAUCUAACAGCACCUCUGCUAUCGGUACGGGUUUACUUCACUCGCCUCCAUCACUGCCCACUUCAUCCUACCAGGGAUACACAGCCGGCAGUAACUCUAUCAAUGGAAGUCCACCAGUGCUCACCCAAGUCACAGCUGCCAUGUCAACAAAUAUGUCAGGAUUCAAGUUGUUAAAUGAAUCUGCCUCCACCUCAAGUCUACCUCACUCUGCCCUGAGACGACUACCUCCAAUAUCAUCUAUUUAUAGUAACCACCCAAAUACCUCAUCAGCUGACAACAAAGUCAUUGACCUCAGCAUGAAGUCUGCCAGCAGUGGAGAGUCCGAGGACGGAGACUGGAAGUCCAGAAUCAUCGCCGAACACCUGAAGCGGGAGGAGGCUUCCAACAAUGCCUCCAAGAGUCCUCCGAUCUCGGAGACAGAAAGUGAGGAAAAGCGUGACGUGACAACCACCUCCAUUACGCCCAUUGGCGACUCUGGAAUCCACCACUGCCCGCACUGCAACAUCUUCUUUCACGACUUCACCAUGUACCACCUUCACAAGAGUCUGCACUCGCCUGUGGACGACGAUCCCUUCCGAUGUCCCUCGUGUCAGAAGCACUGCCAGGACCGGAUCGAGUUUAUGUUCCACAUUGUCUGGCAUGUCAAGUAUCCACACACCAUCCCUAACUAUGAACCUUUUAGGGAGGAGUACCAGGCCUAAACUGGUGCCCAAGCAGAUAAUGAAGUCAGCAUAAUGAUGAACCUCAACAGAAGUGCAAUACAUCAUCCUCAUCACACAGUGACCCUCCUAGAUGGUCGCUAGAUAGCCUUUAUUGAAGUUCGAAGUUGACAUUUUCUGAAGUUCCUCCAAGUUCAAGCUUUCAAGCGGUGGAUAAAGUCCAGUUUAGUUUGAAGCAAUUUCUCUGUUAUCUUGUAUGUGUAUUACAAACAGAUCUCAACUAGUACCUAAUGGAUUGGUGUGUGUGCAUCUUGGAAACCCAGCACAAGGAAUUUUUCUCUCCAUGUGCAUUGCCCUGUUCUCGUAAUCUGGACUUGUCAAAACUUCUGUUCUAGUAUGUAUCUCAAGACAUCUAUUAAUCUUUUCAUACUUGUAAAUGUAUACGGUUUUGAAGAAUGAAUAUUUUUUCUUGUUUUUAGUUUAUAUAUUUUUGUCAACAUAUUUUAGCAGAAAAUGAUAUUUUAAAUGACAUAACUACACUCAAGGUUAGAAAAUGAGACAGAGUGUUUAUUUUGAUGUAUUUGAUAAAUCCACAGUUUUUAUUAUCAGGAAAAAUUGGAAUAAUGUAAAUUUGAAUCAAAAGGCAAUGGUUUAUUGAUAUCAUAAUGUGUUAAAAAAAUUAGAAAUUUUAGAGACUUUGUCUAAAAAGUUGUUAAAUAUUUUACCAUUUUUUAAUGGUAAAAAAAUAUGUUAUAAGGAUGCUUCUUUGCUAUUUUUGUUUUGUUUAUACUUACAUGCGUUAUGUUAGUGCUAAAUCAUCUUUUAUUUUUUUUUUAACAUUUAGUGCUUUGUAAGAUCAUAUUUAUCAUUAUUAUUAGGGGGUGAUUCACACUGCUCUUUAAGGCACACCAAUGUGUCACAUAUCCAUGGUAAUGGUAGGUAUCCACCUCUUCUAUCUCCUUAGUCAGAAGAGUUGACAAGGGGAGACAACAAAACCUCAUGUUAUACUGUUAUGUGCCAGUUGAAUAUUCUGUCUUAUUUUAUAGGAAAAACCUAUAAAUACGGGUAAUAUUUUGUGUCUUGAGCUCAUUGAAAGCACAUUAUCAAACUUUUGUGUGUGUGUUUUUUAUGUAAAAGAUUCCUACCUGAAAACCAUUUCAUCCUCUUCUCAUGUUUAUUAUUAUAGUCUAUGUGAUAUACAUCGUCUCUGUAUUCAUGUUUACUGGAAAAUGAAAUUUGUGCCAUAUGGUGUUUUUAUUAGCCAGGAGAAAUCUCCUGAAGGAUCUUUUAUAUUGUUGUUUAGGGAGGUUUUUUUUAUGUUAUCUGAGAACAAACCUAUAUGUGUGUGUUGAUAUUUUGCUUGUAUAUGUUUUUGUUCAUAUUUUUGAUAUGUUCUCUUAUUCAGUAAGAGGUUGUUUGAUUAAGGGGGUUAAGUAUAUCACGUUCAUUUUGAUAAAUUAAUUAUUUAAAUGGGCAGCCUUUUGGUGCAAGAUCAAUUUUUUUUUUUGGUACUGCCCAUAUUGCUAAGUAUAACACUAUUCAGGGUGUGGUUUCAGAAUUUAGGCCCCCUGCCCCCCUUUUAAACAAAAUCAAAUGUGUUCACUAUAUAAAUAUAUUUGGAAGGAAUUUUUUUUGCUCAGCAGUGCAAAUAGCAAAUACAAAUUAUUCAAACUGCUUCUGAAUGCAAUUACUCCCCCGGUGAAGUCAAAUCAAUAAGCCAUGGUUUCAUUGUAGAAUUUUUUAUAAUGUAUGUGUAGCCUCAUUCCAAUAAUAUCACUGCAUCAAAACAAGGCAAUUUAUCUGAGAAAAGUGGGAGUUAUUGAUAAAAUACAUCACAGGAUAUAAAGUUCAUGGGAUUUAAUGAAUUCUUUGAUGUCUUAAUUAAAGUGGACAGAAUGUUAAUGCUAAGUGUUGUAUGUAACUUAAUUUUGGGGGUGAAAUUUACCAUAAUGAAUUGCUUAUUGAAUCUAAAAGAAACUCAUAAGGGCAGUUGGCCCUCCAUCCGGUGAAAACAAUACAUCUGCUGAGUCUAGACGAUUACAUUUCAUUCCAGGGCGAAGAAUUCUUUGUCAUUGCCAUACUAAAAAAACCUCCGGUGUUUACGAUGUCUCUUUAAUGGUGUUCAAAUCAAAUAAACUAUUUUUUCUUUAUAUUAUCUAGUUAGAAAACAUGUUGGAAAUACAAGUCUUAUUGGUCUGAAAUCAAAAUAGAACAGCAUAAGUCAAAAUAAUAGUAGGAUGAUAUUGAAAGUUUUUUUUAGAAUUUUACAGUGCUUUAUUGGAGUUUUUAUUCUACAAUUUAUAUCCGAUUUGAAGGGGUUUUCAUUGACAUUUUUUGUAUUUGGUCAUGUUGCUGUCAUGUUUUUUUUGCUGUUAGAUUUUAUCCGAAAGCAGGAUAAAACUGUCGGUCCGGUGUGAAGUGACUCUUUGUUGUUUAAUGUUGUGUUAGAGGUUGGGCGUGUCAGAAUUUCAUGUUUAGGGUUUCAGAUUACAGAAAAGAGACACUUGUUUGACAAGCAUUUCAGUGCUCAUGCUAAUGAUAAGUUACAGCAGAAUACUGAUGAUUAGUUAAAUCACAAUACUGAUUAAUAGUUUACAGCGCAGGAUAGCUCCUUUCUCUCUUUCUUUGUAUUUCUUGUAUAUCAUCUUUUUCUCUUUCUUUUGUUGAACUGGUGAUUGAUUUACAAAACCAAAAAUUUGCAUAAUUUUGAAUCAAGACUGAAUAUUAUCAAAUUUUGCCAGAUUGUAAAUUGUUUUCCAGUUGAACAGUCUUAGAAUAGCUUAUAUACUCUCAGAAUAAAAAAAUUGAAAUUUUUUUCAUUUUUAAAAGUUCAAAAUUUAUUGAUAAGACCAGUAGUGUUGAAUACCUCUUAAAUAUUCUUUAUUUAUUUUCUAAUCUCAGGAUUGCUUUAACAUACAUAUGCAUAUAGUAUUUUAUUUUUUCAUGUAUCCAUGACUUUGAACUUUGACAUUUCACCUUUCUCACUAUGAUACAUCUUGAACUCAGGAGAAUGUCGUCAGAUGGGUAGCAGACGGCAAAUGAAUUAUGAUCUACCUCAUUUUAUGGAGUAAUUCUGUAUAUGUAUAUUAUACUUGUAGCUUUUGGUAAUAAUCUGUGUGUCACUGUUUCUUGGGUAUUUCGACUUCUGUGCUUGAAUUUUGUAAUUGUUCCUUUGGUUUCGAAUUCUUGGCAAAAAGUUUAAAAGAAAGGAAUCUUAAAGAAGAAAAAUAUUUGGAUUUUAGGUUUUUAAGACUGUCAAUGAUAGGAAUAAGUUAAUAUAGACUGCUGAAGAAUUAUACCUUAUUAACGAGAGUGAGAGUUUGCAUGAGAAUGAAGGAUUUGAACUGAAGGGUAUAACCUGUUACGAUUGUUUUCAUCUUAAGGUUGUUAGUGUUGCCAAGUCUAACUUGUCUUUUUAAGCUUUGUAUGAUAUCUGGGUGUCCAAGGCCUUUUUUUUUUAGUCUAAAUCAAUAUUGUUUGCUGUACAUAGUAACCCUGUCAAUUCAUAUAGCUUUUCCUGUAUAUUUUGUAUAGUUACUUAACAAAUGUCAGAUCCAAUGUAAAAAGUAAUAUUUAUCUACAUAUAUAUAUUAUACACAUAGAUUGCAUUGUACUAGCUCAUGUUUAGAAGAUGUUUCAGUCAUAAAAGAGUGCAUUGCUGACUCUUGAGCAUAAAUUUAAUGACUGAUAUACAAAACCGAAUAUUUUUGACCAAUAUUACGUAUAACUUUUUUUUUGUUUUGGUACAAUUGUUAGUGUUCCACUAUAUUUCAGCUCAUUGAAUUUUGUUAUUUAAAAGAAGAGUUUUAUGAGAUUUUUUUUUGAAAAAUUCUAUAUGAAAUACCUCAAGAAUAUAGGAUCUAAAUCCAGAGAAUAUAUGAUAUAGAAGUCCAAUUACGUGUAUUUUAAAAAGAUUCAAAACCAGUAUUUAUACAUCAGUAAAAAUCCAUGGAGAAUUCUACCUCAGAAAGUCUUAGUUUGACUGCCAUAAAGUCCACAUACAUUGUUCGAUUAAUACCUCAGUUCUUGUAUCAAAAAUUACCAUCUGUUGAACAAGAAUUUAUCACAGUUAAAUUAUGCUGAUAUUUUUUUUUUAUGAAAUGGAAUUAUGUUUAUGAAUUCAUGUAACUACCUCAGAAAAAAGUGUGUUUUUUCUGCCUCGAUUCCCAGCUAGAUAUGUGUAUUUUAUAUAUUUUUUUUGGUCCAUUUCGAUACAAUAUCUGAAGUCAGUGUUGGACUACCAUAGAGCUGAUGUAAACAAUAUGUCCCUUAUGAUUUCAUUUAAUAAGCUUGUAUUUUUCAUGAAUAUAUAUUUUAACCUUUGUAAAUAAGGCAUUGCAAUUGAUUGUAGAUGUAAUUAUAAAGAUUUUCUUUUAAAAAUAAAAGUGCUAAUGUCAUGAAAAUUCCUUAGAUAAAAGUGCUAUCAUGUCAGAAAAAUUCUUACAAAGAAAUGAAAAAAAGAAAGAUCUCUCAUUUUUCUUUUUUAUGUGAAAAAUGGAAAUUGUUAGCGAAAUUUGAUGUUAUUGAAUAUCGGAAUAAAAGAAAAAGGAAAAACAUUGCAAUGCCUUGACAGUGCCAGAAGUCAAGAACAACAACUCCUGUUUUGUGACCCGGUGAACUUUGAUCUGCUGGUACAAUCACUAAUGCAACAUGUUACCUACAUGUCAUGGCCAUCUCUCACCUCUUCCUGUUGGUUUAUGAUAUUUAAGAGAUAAAUGAAAAUGAAAGAAAAACCACCUGUUUGAUAUAUACAUAUUUCCUGCAUACUUUUUGUACUAUUGUAUCAAAUCUUUACAAAAUCAAAUGUUAUAAGUUUAAAAAAUCAAAAUUGAUUAAAUUUUUUCUUUUCAAGUCAAGUCAUAUUUUAUAUCUAUUUAUAGAAGAAGUAAUCAAAAUUGUCAAUCAAAGAUUUUUUGACCAUUUAGUAAUUAAUUAAUAAGCUCUUGAAGCCCAUUGUUGAAAAUGGUUGGUAAAUGCACUGCAGUAUUGUGUGAAUUGCUGAAUGUUCAUGUCUGUAGAAAUGCUGUGCAUGCCAGUGAGAGGACAUUAACAUGUUGCAUUAAGGAUUAUGUGUUUAUUGAUGUCAUUGUAAAUCACAGCUAUGUCAUAUAUUUCCUCUAGAAAUAAAAAAAAAUAUUAACAGCAA